CAUUUCUUGAGAGGAAGGAAGCGGAGGUUCCGUGUCCAUUUCUUGAAACAUAUUAGGAUCACUGUGCUGUAUUGCUCAGUUUUAAUUAAUUAGCCUGGUAAGCUAGAUAAUACUUUAUAAUGUCGAAGAACACCGUGUCUGACCGUUUCAGGAAGGUAGAUGUGGACGAAUACGACGAGAACAAGUUUGUCGACGAGGAGGAUGGUGGAGAGAACCAACUAGGUCCAGAUGAGGCAGAAGUUGACUCUCUAAUCAGACAAGGGAAUUUAAUGGAAGCCCUGCAGGCGGUCUUAAAGAACCCACCGAUCAACACAAAGAACCAGAAUGUAAAGGAUCGGGCAGAGGGCUUGGUGCUGAAAGUCCUCACUGCCUUCAAGAGCAGUGACAUUGAGAAGGCGGUGCAGUCUCUGGAUAAAAAUGGCGUGGACCUCCUCAUGAAAUACAUCUACAAGGGCUUUGAGAAGCCGUCCGAAAACAGCAGCGCUGUCUUGCUGCAGUGGCAUGAAAAGGCCCUGUCUGCUGGUGGAGUGGGCUCCAUUGUGCGAGUACUGACCGCCAGGAAAACAGUCUAAGGGAGAUAUCUGGACCUGCUCCACACCGCAAAGAGAUGGUACAUUAAAACCAAGAGUUGGUUCACAGGGUGCAGUGGAGGAAUCCCUCCUGUAUGUUCUUCCUUCCUUUAUCUCUGCUUGCUUCAAGCCUCUCCCGUUCCCUCUGCAGUCACACGCCACGGGCUCACCAUGCCUAUCCAAUGCCGGACACUUACAAUGCAAAGAGUGGGAUGCACUCUGUGGUGAGGAUCUACCUAGAAAGGGUUUUCAUAUUGAAAAAAAAAAAAAAAAAAAAGUGGCCAGUAUGCUGUCACAUCUGUGUCAAGGGCAGGAUGACUCAUUUUAGCUCUCAGGAAUAUCUUCAUCUUGAGGUUCCUUUGAUUAAGAGGACCGUUGGUCCUUUUUUUAUUUAAAGCAGAUUGGCCAUUUCAUCAGGAUUAUAUUAUAGUGAUUCCUAUGAAAUCCUCAGGCGGUUGCCGAAGUGGCCCAGAGCGAUCAUACCGCAAAUGGAAUCCUGCUAGGCUUGUGGUGGGGGUCGCCUCCUGCGUGCCCUACUUUAGGCUUAAUACCCUCUGUGUGACACAUGAGGCCCAUCACCACUCACACUCAUCCCAUCACCACAUUGCAUCAUUUCAUUCCACAGCCAAGGGCAUUAGCUUGCUUUACUUACUUAAAAAAA
Molecule: messenger RNA, 1230 nt
Organism: Megalops cyprinoides (Indo-Pacific tarpon)
Lineage: Eukaryota; Metazoa; Chordata; Actinopteri; Elopiformes; Megalopidae
Gene: arpc5b
Product: actin related protein 2/3 complex, subunit 5B
Exons: 4
Coding region: 120-572 (150 amino acids)
Biological process (GO): regulation of actin filament polymerization; cell migration; Arp2/3 complex-mediated actin nucleation
Cellular component (GO): Arp2/3 protein complex; cytoplasm; actin cytoskeleton
Molecular function (GO): actin filament binding
Source: RefSeq, a predicted model, not a curated record